ACUAGACUCAUCUGGUCAUGAACAGUUUCAUGUGUUUAACUUGUCAAAAUCAUGACAACGUACUUUGCCAUAAAAUAAGUCCAGGAGUGGUGACUGAACUUAACACUGGGCACAUGAGAGCAAAAUAAUAAGUGAAGCAGUGGUAGCUUUGUGUAGCCAUUAUGAAUACGUCUUUGAGCAUGUGCACAACAGGGCGCGAGUGGAACAUGGGGGUUAAAAAUGUGCACGGCCUGUCUUGAACCAGCGCCAACUGACUUGCAUUUAAAUAGCCUCAUUUAUCUGUCGCAGCCACAUUCCUCCCGGCUUCCCGCCAAUGAAUUGGUGCCCAGCCGGUUUACGCAGGAGACGCAUCCCCGAAAUCAACACAGAAGUCCGCCUCCCCUCGACCACAGCGCCAGUGGCAACAAACAAAGCCUCCGCCUCACACUGCCCACUUAAGAGAUCUUCAGCUCGAAUAGGACUCUCUACCGAAACCAGAGAUUGCGGACUGCGUAAUCAAACGUCCGCCGCUCCUCUCUCAAAGCACCUGGACUCCGCCUCCUUAGGUGGAGCAGGUAAUCGCGAGACUGAGGUCAGUCAAAACGCGGAAACAGCAAAGCACAGAAGAAAGUCUUAUCAACAUUCUGAAACCAAUGUCCACAGAGAUAAGAACAUGAGCCAUCCACCCAGGACUCACCGGGGGCAAAGGGACCGUGAGCGUAACGGUGAGCGCACCGGAGGAGUACCCCGAGACAACCGAGAGGGUCGAGGCAGGAGGGACUACUAUGAAGACAGACCACCACCUAGCGACAGUUCAUCACAGCCUCCCUACUAUGACCGCUCACCACCACCUCUGAGACAAACACACAGAUCCACACCUCAAGAAGAGCACCAUGGAUCCAAGUGCACUAACAUAUGUUCGAGGAGAGGUAUAGUGCUGAUCUGUGCCGUCCUGACUAAUGCGCUGGUCCUGGUGUGUGUUGUGGCCGCGCACCUCUCCAUGUCCGGCUUCUCUUCAGCGGGCCUGUCCGGAGGCGGCUUCAGCAUCGACGCCCAGAUCCCCUUUCAGGGCACAGAGCUUCAGCAGGUCCGCGACCUCGACAUGCAGUUCAGCCAAAUGCGCGCACCUGGAGUGUAUGGGGGCGUGGCCUUCAGCCUCACCAUGGGUGUCCUCUCCCUCCUGUUUGUGGUCUCGGGGUCAAAGCCCGCCUACCUACUGGGGAAGAAGCUGCUGGUUAGCCAGUUUCUAUUCCAGCUCAUAGGGGGUGUAGCCUAUGUGGUAGCCGUGGGGCUGUACCUGCACUUUGUGAUCAAAGUCAAUGCGACGGAUGUGUGUCAGCGUCGUGAGCGGCUCUACGCAGGGCGUGGCUUAACCUAUAUGAACUGCAAUGUCGGCGGGGGUGAUGCGGCUGUGGCCCUGUUCGGACUCAUCACAGCUAUUCUCUACGCAGCAGGAACGUACCUCACCUUUGUCACCAUGCGCAACGUAGCACACUACCACAAACGCACACAAGGUCACACAAAUUCACGUUCUCAAAUAUAGAAGGCCUGCAUGAUGGGACAGCCUUAAUGUCUAAUGUGGAUUCGAGAGGAAUGUAAUGAUUCCCAAUGCAAAACAUGCACACAAAAUGUAUUUGAUAACAGAAAAAAUGUACA
Messenger RNA from Alosa sapidissima (American shad), 1635 nucleotides. RefSeq lists its product as uncharacterized. The coding region runs from base 314 to 1522 and encodes 402 amino acids. Gene Ontology annotation, cellular component: membrane. The record is from RefSeq and is a predicted model, not a curated record. The transcript is spliced from 4 exons. NCBI's taxonomy places the organism in Eukaryota, Metazoa, Chordata, Actinopteri, Clupeiformes, Clupeidae.